AACGUAAAUAUUCCAGGCUCAAACGACAGCGUUUUGAUCCACCUUCGCUUCCUCGUAUCUGAACCAGCAAGAACACUUCUAGGGUUAGCAAAUCCCAAUCGCAAACCCUAAUAUUUCUUCUACUGCGAUAAUCAUUCAAUCAAAAUGGCAAUUGCACGCACUGGAGUCUACGUCGAUGACUAUUUGGAGUAUGCCAAUACAUUGCCCGCUGAGCUUCAGAGACUUCUCAACACCGUUCGUGAACUCGAUGAACGAUCCCAAUCUAUGAUAAACCAGACAAGGCAGCAGACAAAGUACUGUAUGGGGUUCUCUUCUCAUGGCUCUAAGAAGGGUAAUCAUAAUUAUAAUAACAAUUAUAUGAAUGAGGAUGACGAUGCUUCCAUUGAGAAAAUGCGAAAAGAAAUUGAGGCGAAUCAGGAUAGCGCAUUAAGUUUAUGUACUGAGAAGGUUUUGUUGGCACGACAAGCAUAUGAACUGAUAGACAGCCAUGUAAAACGACUUGAUGAGGAUUUAACCUACUUCGCUGAAGAUCUAAAGCAAGAGGGGAAAAUAUCACAAGACGAGCCAGCAAUUCUUCCCCCACUGCCUAUUGUCCCUAAACCUGAAAAGCGCAGGCACGCAUAUGGUACACCUCAAUCGAAGAGACUUGAUUACAGGGAGAGAGACUGGGAUAGAGACUUUGAGCUAAUGCCUCCACCAGGAAGCCAUAAGAAGGACUAUAUGAUCCCUAUGGAUAUUGAUCAACCCAUUGAUCCAAAUGAACCUACAUACUGUGUUUGUCAUCAGGUAUCUUUUGGAGAUAUGAUUGCUUGUGACAACGAAAAUUGCCGAGGAGGUGAAUGGUUCCACUAUUCAUGUGUUGGCCUAACACAAGAGACAAGGUUCAAGGGAAAGUGGUAUUGCCCAACGUGCAGAUUACUACCACAAUGUCAAUGAUAAAUCUUUGCUCCAGUUGAACCAAGUUCAUAAGUAGUCAUUGUUGUUUGAAUAGAUUUUUCACUUUUUAGUGAAUGCAUAAUUUUGGGGUUGUGUUAUGAUUAAUUAAUGGGGUAAAAGUUUGAUGCAAAUCCUCUUAUGUAACUCUUUCCCUUGAAUACACGUGGGAUUUGAAUGAUUUGUCGUCUAUUUUGCUUGACUA
Medicago truncatula (barrel medic) is the source of this 1138-nucleotide messenger RNA. Its product is annotated as PHD finger protein ING2. NCBI's taxonomy places the organism in Eukaryota, Viridiplantae, Streptophyta, Magnoliopsida, Fabales, Fabaceae. Gene Ontology annotation, cellular component: nucleus. The coding region runs from base 145 to 936 and encodes 263 amino acids. The record is from RefSeq and is a predicted model, not a curated record. The transcript has 7 exons.